This is a messenger RNA of Argiope bruennichi, 2015 nucleotides long. Its product is annotated as arylsulfatase B-like. Lineage: Eukaryota; Metazoa; Arthropoda; Arachnida; Araneae; Araneidae. The record is from RefSeq and is a predicted model, not a curated record. The transcript is spliced from 10 exons. Bases 120 to 1817 code for a protein of 565 amino acids.
UGAAAUUAUUCUUCAGUUACUGCGAAGAUAUAAGGGAGUACUCGCGAAAAAUAGUGUCUCUUGGAUAACGCAAGUGAGCUACCGAAAAAAAAUUACUGCUUUGACUACAUGCUGAGAUUAUGAAUUUAUUUUUCGGAUGGAUAAUUUUACUGGUUCAUCUAGUAUACCUACAAACGUCUGAUGGCUCACCACAACCUCACAUUGUUAUUAUAUAUGCCGAUGAUCUGGGUUGGAAUGACAUCAGCUAUCAUGGAUCUCCACAAAUCCCCACUCCCAAUAUUGACGCCUUGGCACUGAACGGAAUAACUCUGCAGAAUUACUACGGAGAAUGGCUGUGUACGCCGUCCAGGGCGUCACUGCUCACUGGAAAAUACCCUAUGCGGCUAGGUCUUCAACAUUUUGUCAUCAGGGGUGGAGAGGCUUCGGGAUUGCCUUUGAAUGAAACCACAAUGGCCCAGCGUUUGAAAAAACUUGGUUAUGCAACACAUAUGAUAGGAAAAUGGCAUCUAGGAUACCAAACCAAGGAAUACACUCCUACUUACAGAGGAUUUGAUACAUUUUUUGGAUAUUGGAAUGGAUUGAUUGAUUAUUAUGACCAUACUUACCAAGAGUUCAACGCGUCCUUCGGACAACCCUAUUUCGGCCUGGAUUUGCACGACGGCAUGGAUACUGUUAAAUCAGAACAGGGCAAAUACGCGACCCACUUUUUCACGGAAAAAGCAGAGGAAGUCAUCAAGAAGCACGACACUUCGAAGCCUCUCUUUAUGUAUUUUGCUCAAUUGGCAGCCCAUGCUGGCAAUGGAUACCAGAGAAUGCAAGCUCCACCAGAUGUCGUUGAAAAUUUCAAAUACGUGAAAGAUCUUAACCGAAGAAUUCAUGCAGGCAUUGUAAAAGUGAUGGACGAUAGCGUGGGAUCUGUAUUCAGGGCUUUGCAUGAGAAGAAUAUGCUUGAAAAUACCAUUUUUCUCUUCAUUUCCGAUAACGGUGGUCAAGUAAACCCGAUGCAUGGAGGCUUUGGGACCAACUAUCCGCUGAGGGGUAACAAAUACACUUAUUGGGAAGGCGGCAUCCAUCUUCCCGCCAUCAUGUGGAGUCCUUUGUUGAAUCUCAAGAAGCCUCAAAUCUCGAAUCAGCUCAUGCACGUUUCCGAUUGGCUGCCAACUUUAUACAAAUUGGCAGGAGGAAGCAUCGAUGACCUUGGCCCCAUCGAUGGCAUCGAUAUGUGGCAAUCCCUCGUAGAUGAUUCUCCUUCUCCAAGAACUGACAUGCUACAAAAUUUAGAUCCUAUUGCUGGAACAUCGGCUUUCCGACAAGGACACUUGAAGGUCACCAAUGGUACAAUUCCUUCAGAUUUCAACGUCUGGCUAGGACCUUCUGGACUUGAAAACUUCAAUGGACCUACUACUUAUGAAUGGGUUUUUAAAAAUGGAAGUGUUGUGAGGGAUGUCUUGCAGGAAAUGGGAUUGUGGAUUGUUGAAGAUCCGGAUGACGUCUAUGAGAAUCUUCGAAUUACGUGCGAGCAACCCCCUCCCAAAGAGGCAUUCGAGUGCGAUCCACUAGUCAAACCGUGCCUUUUCAACGUAACUGCAGACCCCUGUGAAUACUAUGAUAUAGCAGACCAAAAUCCAGAUGUUGUGGAGGAAAUGCUGGAUAAGAUCCUUAAGUACAAAUCAGAAGAGAUGUGGCCCCAAUCAAAGGAAAUUGAUCCUGCAGCUAACCCUAUGUGCCAUCACUUCCAAUAUGUGCCAUGGAUGGAUCCAGAUCACAGUCAAGAAUGCGAUUUUUUGUAUGAUGACGAGUCUGUGAUGACAUACUGAUGGCAUUCCCAUCAGCAAUAUGUUACAGAAUCCAGCAAAAUUCUCUUGGAUCCUCGAUUUUUGUUGAAGAAUUUUAUGUCUAAAAACAUGACUUCUUCAUAUUGUUAAAAACGCUUAUAAAAAGAAUAGGAUUUAAUCUAUACAAAUGAAAUUGUUUAAAAUCAUGUAAUGCUCAAUGCUAAAAUAAAAACCUUUUUU